AGAGAGAAAACUGAGGCACAGAGCAGAAUUCCAUAGCAAAUACAUGACAGCGUUAUGAAGAUGAUUUCUGAAAAGGGAGCGUGUGGGGGAGUAAAGGAUGUUACUUCACGAGAGGAGCCACACUUUAGACAUGGAGGCUGUUCAAACCCUGCACUCUAACCCUGCUAUUGCAAUCACAUGGUCGGGAAUGCUACUUGGCAUCAAUUUAGAGGAGAUGUGGAAUCGUGUGCAAAAAAUGAAACCCACUGGUGAUAAUCUCAGGAACCCACAGUAUUGCUCUGCUGAAGAUUUUUGCUACCAGCAGCUACUUUAAUGUGCUUUUUACUUAUUGUAUGUGAUUUUUGCCCUUUUUUUUAAAUGCAACUUCUCACUAACUGUUUUAUGUGCAUAUCACAAAGAUAAUCUUUCUUUGUCCAACACUGAGUUACACAGAACAGCAAUUAGAACCUGUGCUCAUAAGGCAGAGCUGCAGAUCUUGGAGCACGUUGCACACUGGCCGGUGGUUGCCAUCGGUGGGGCUGCCUUUGCCUCACGGGUGCUAGAAGCACGGAGCAAAGUGCACGCAAACCAGCAUGCUUAACACGGGAAUUAACCGUGCUACUGCGAUUAUUGCCCGGUGUCAGACAUGCGAAUUUCGACCUCUUUAUAGGGCUCUUCCAAACUCCUCCCGGGUUUACAACGUGCGGCCUGUGCUGACCCCUCACGCUCCCUCCCCCGCCCAAGAGUCCGGUGUAAGCAGAACCGCUCAACUUUUCGGGCACGGCCCGGUAGGUCUCAGCCGGUAUCCACGCAGGGAAUCCCCACCCAGCAGGAAUCCCCCCACGCCCCUUUGCUUCCCCCUCCCUACCCCGGGGGGCUCCGCGCUGCCCCGCGCCUGCGUACCGCGCACUCGUGACCUAGCACCGGCACGGCGGGGCCGGCGUCCAGCCUUGCACCGGUACCGCUCCGCCGCCACCCCUUCUCCCCAGACACCCCCCUUCCCACCUCCGGUCCUCCCCAGUCGCUGUCUACGUUCCGGGCUCGGCGACGCUUGCGCCCCCGCUCCACCCGCAGAGCCUGAAAAUGGUGCCUUAGGACUUUGCAAAGCGCAUCGCCGCCGCCCCCCUCUCCUUCCCUCCCCCUCCGCCUCCCCCCACCCCCCCCCAAAAAAAAGUGCUGGUGCAAAAUUGCAAAACUUUAGCGAGACCUGGCUGGGUUUGGUUUUCGUCCUCCCCAUGUGGGUCAAAAAUGCAGGACAGGAACUGUUGACAAUUAAGUGAUGAAACUCCCCCAAAAAAUGGAGGCAGAGAAAGACUCUGGAAGAAGAUUGCGGUCCAUCGGCAGAAGGCGAUACGCGGAGAGCGAGGACCUCUCGGACGUGGAGGAAAUUGUCAGCAUCAGGAGUUUCAAUUUGGAAGAGAAAUUAAAGAGUAAAACGUACCACGGGGAUUUUGUCCAUGCUAUGGACGGAAAAGAUUUUACUUUCGAGUAUGUGCAAAGAGAAGCUCUCAGAGUUCCCCUUAUCUUCAGAAAUAAGGAUGGACUGGGAAUUAAAAUGCCUGACCCGGAUUUCACCGUCAGAGACGUGAAGCUAUUAGUGGGAAGCCGACGCAUAGUGGAUGUGAUGGAUGUGGACACUCAGAAAGGGGUUGAAAUGAGCAUGUCUCAAUUUGUGAGGUACUACGAAACCCCAGAGGCCCAGCGUGAAAAGCUCUACAAUGUCAUCAGCCUGGAGUUCAGUCACACAAAGCUGGAGAACAUCGUCAAGCGCCCCAAUGUGGUGGACUUAGUCGACUGGGUGGACAAUAUGUGGCCACAGCAUCUGAAGGCGAGACAGACGGAUGCUACCAAUGCUCUUUCGGAGAUGAAAUACCCCAAAGUGAAAAAGUACUGUUUGAUGAGUGUGAAAGGAUGCUUCACUGAUUUUCAUAUUGAUUUUGGUGGCACUUCGGUGUGGUAUCACGUUUUUCGUGGGGGGAAGAUCUUCUGGCUGAUUCCGCCUACUCUGCAGAAUCUAGAACUUUAUGAAGAAUGGGUUCUCUCAGGAAAGCAAAGUGAUAUCUUUCUGGGAGACAGGGUGGAACGAUGCCAAAGAAUUGAGCUGAAACAAGGCUACACGUUCUUCAUUCCUUCAGGGUGGAUACAUGCGGUUUAUACUCCAGUAGAUUCUCUGGUGUUUGGUGGAAAUAUCCUGCAUAGCUUUAAUGUUCCCAUGCAGCUUCGCAUCUAUGAAAUUGAGGACAGAACAAGGGUGCAUGCCAAAUUCCGUUAUCCUUUCUACUAUGAAAUGUGCUGGUAUGUUCUGGAGAGAUACGUGUCCUGUGUGACCCAGCGCUGCCACCUCAGCAAAGAGUACCAGAAAGAAUCAAUGUUAAUUGAUGCAAAAAGACAACGCAGCACAGACAGCUAUUCAUCAGAUUCGUGGUUAGACAUGGAUGAAGAAUCUUGUGAUGCCCAUAUCCAGGAGGAGAAGGAUGACAGUGUGGACAAGAACUCCAAAUCCUUGGUGGAUGGCUCCUCCUCACCCAACAGCACACACUCGGAAGGGAAGGAGGGUGCAGGAAGAAAACAAAAAGCCACAGUAAUGAGAUACCUAAAAAGAACUUUGUCUAAUGAGUCAGAUGACAGUGUAAAAUCAACGACCCCCACGGACUAUCCCAAAACACCAACGGGGUCUCCAGCUACAGAAGUUUCAACCAAAUGGACUCACCUCACAGAAUUUGAACUGAAGGGUUUAAAAGCCCUAGUGGAAAAGCUUGAAUCUCUCCCAGAGAACAAGAAGUGUGUUCCAGAAGGCAUCGAAGAUCCCCAGGCUCUCCUUGAGGACAUGAAGAACAUACUGAAGGAACAUGCUGAUGAUGACCAAAAUCUUGCCAUUUCGGGUGUCCCUGUGGUCAGCUGGCCCAAGAAGACCACAAAGAACAGGGCAGUGGGGCGGCCCAAAGGGAAGCUGGGCACUGCUUCUGCAGUGAAGCUCGCAGCUAAUCGGACAACUGCUGGAGCCCGCCGGAGGAGGACGCGAUGCCGCAAGUGCGAGGCCUGCCUGCGGACGGAGUGCGGCGAGUGUCACUUCUGCAAAGACAUGAAGAAGUUUGGGGGACCCGGCAGGAUGAAACAGUCCUGCAUCAUGAGGCAGUGUAUCGCACCAGUGUUGCCUCAUACUGCUGUGUGUCUGGUGUGUGGAGAAGCUGGGAAAGAAGACACCGUGGAAGAGGAGGAGAGCAAGUUUAAUCUCAUGCUAAUGGAAUGCUCCAUUUGUAAUGAAAUCAUACACCCAGGAUGCCUUAAGGUGAAGGAAUCAGAUGGUGUGGUGAACGAUGAGCUGCCGAACUGCUGGGAGUGUCCAAAGUGCAACCACGCAGGGAAAACUGGAAAAGCGUACAAGCAAAAGCGCGGACCAGGAUUCAAAUACGCAUCAAAUCUCCCGGGCUCGCUGCUGAAGGAACAGAAAAUUAAUAGAGACAACAAGGAAGUAACAGAUGCUGCAAAAAGGAAAGGGGAUUGUGAGGAAACUCCCAGGAGGAAAUCAGAGGAACAUUCCAAAAAGACUCAAGUUGACUCAAUACUGAGGAGAAAAUCAGACGAAGUGCAUCUGUGGAGGAAAAGGAAAUUCGAGAAACCCCCAGAACCCACCAUGAGAAAGCGGCUAAAACUUGGAAAAGAAGACAAACUCUUCAGGAAGAAGCGGCGAUCGUGGAAGGCUCCGGAUGACCGAACUGCCAUGAUCAAACCCCUGCGGCGCCUGAAGCAGGAGCCAGAGGAUGACCUGCCAGAAGCACCCCCCAGGUCCAAGGAUAGCGACCAGUCGCGGUCCAGCUCGCCCACUGCAGGUCCCAGCACGGAGGGUGCCGAGCCCAGGGACAAGAAGAAGUUCAAGAUGAGGAGGAAAAGGCGGCUUCCCAAUAAAGAACUGAGCAAAGAGCUCAGCAAGGAGCUUAACCAGGAGAUCCAAAAAACCGAGAACAGCCUUGCCAAUGAGAAUCACCAGCCCAUCAAGUCUGAACCUGAGAGCGAGAACGAGGAACCCAAGCGAGCUCUGAACAACAGUGAGAGACUCCAUAGGUUCAGCAAAGGGUUGAACGGGACUCCCCGGGAGCUGAGGCAUCAGCUCAUCCCCAGCCUGCGGAGCACCCCGCGGGGAAUCGCGCGGCCGCCGCCCUCGCUGUCUCCUCCCAAAUGCAUUCAGAUGGAGCGGCAUGUCAUCCGGCCUCCUCCCAUCAGCCCCCCUCCGGACUCGCUCCCCCUGGAUGACGGGGCAGCCCACGUGAUGCAGAGGGAAGUCUGGAUGGCUGUCUUUAGCUACCUCAGUCAUAGGGACUUGUGCAUCUGUAUGAGAGUUUGCAAGACCUGGAACAGAUGGUGCUGUGACAAAAGAUUAUGGACCAAAAUAGAUUUAAACCAUUGUAAAUCCAUCACUCCACUUAUGCUUAGUGGCAUUAUUAGGAGACAGCCUGUAACCCUUGACCUUAGCUGGACAAAUAUAUCUAAAAAGCAGCUGAGUUGGCUUAUCAACAGACUGCCAGGUCUUCGAGACCUGCUGUUAUCAGGGUGCUCAUGGAUAGCAGUGUCGGCACUUUGUAGUUCCAGUUGUCCAUUACUCCGAACUCUGGAUGUGCAGUGGGCAGAAGGACUGAAAGACGCACAAAUGAGAGACCUCUUGUCACCACCCACAGAUAACAGACCAGGUCAGAUCGACAACCGGAGCAAGCUACGGAACAUUGUGGAGCUGCGCCUGGCUGGCCUGGAUAUCACCGAUGCGUCUUUGCGGCUGAUCAUAAGGCACAUGCCUCUGCUCUCCAAACUCAAUCUCAGUUACUGUAACCACGUCACAGAUCAGUCUAUUAACCUGCUGACCGCGGUCGGAACCACCACGCGGGAUUCCUUAACAGAAAUUAAUUUAUCAGACUGCAAUAAGGUUACUGACCAGUGCCUGUCUUACUUCAAACGUUGUGGAAACAUCUGCCAGAUCGACCUGAGGUACUGCAAGCAAGUGACAAAGGAAGGCUGCGAGCAGUUCAUCGCAGAGAUGUCAGUAAGUGUUCAGUUUGGGCAAGUGGAAGAAAAACUUCUGCAAAAACUGAGUUAGUUAAGGGACACCUGUAAAUACUGGGGGGGGGGGGGGGAAGGGACUGAGAACAUGUAGGGAUUUUAUUUUCGGUUGGGAACUUGGAAUAUUGGAAAAUACCACGAUUGGAUUUUACAACUCUUGUCAAGGAGAGAACAACACGAAACUACCCAUGUUAAGAAUUUCAACUCGUGCCACUAAUUCCGUCUACCUGGGAUGUCCUGCACUGGCUCUUAUGCAAAUUCAUAAGGCGACUGUUAUUGCUGAUAAUUGUCCACACCCAGAAGACGCCCAAUCUCCCAGAAGUAACUGUUAUUUAAAGUACCACAGCAUGUGCUUGGUAGUGUAAAUUUGAUUUCUGCUUUUCAUUUCUUAAAACAACAACAAAAAGCAACAACAAAAGAAGUUGGUGUCAUUCAAGUGGACCACGCACUGCAUUUCUGCCUUCUUAAAACACGUUUUGUUUUGUUACAUCUUACAUUAUGCAGAACUAUUUUUGUACAAAAAUUGUUUAAAAAUUAUUUAUGCAAUGUUUGAAUGCAUUACCAGUGUUUCGGUUUUGAUUGCCAAUUUUUAUCUUUACUUAUGGUAGGCGAGAACUUAACCUAUACUUCGUAGACAGUAUCUAUCUACAAAUGUGCCCAGGUCAGGAAAAGUAGGUUAAUACUUUCAACUUAAAGCAUGUUUUAAUGGAAGUUUAUAUCCUGCUUUGUAUACUUCAGAAGUGACAUAAGCAUGUUGUGGAAAUAAGGUGUAAAUUAUAGUUGAAGUAAAACACUUUUAUCUGUAUAGAAAAUCACCUUUUUCUCAAAGUUUUAAAAGAAAAAAAAAGAAGAAAAAAAAAAACCCAAUUCCAAUUCCAGCUUUUGCACAUAGGAGGGUUUCACUCUGUAGCAUGAGCUCUUGUACUCAAUAUAAAAUUAAUUUAUACAGUGAGUCCAGCCGUAGAAUAAAUGGUCAACUGUAGUCUUUCUUUCUUUGAAGUGUGAGUUGAGUUCUCAUUUAAGGUUUAUAACAUGGUUAUUUCCUGAUUGUAAAACUCUGCAUUCAUAAGUGCCAUUGUUGUAUGGUGUUGUUUUCGUAGACCUUCCUGAUGCCGUUUUAUCUUUGUUGAAUUUGUAUAAACAAUUGUACAAAAACA
This is a messenger RNA of Pogoniulus pusillus (Red-fronted tinkerbird), 6185 nucleotides long. RefSeq names its product lysine demethylase 2B (gene KDM2B). The transcript is spliced from 23 exons. Gene Ontology annotation, molecular function: zinc ion binding; DNA binding; transcription coregulator activity. The record is from RefSeq and is a predicted model, not a curated record. Lineage: Eukaryota; Metazoa; Chordata; Aves; Piciformes; Lybiidae. Gene Ontology annotation, biological process: protein demethylation; regulation of transcription by RNA polymerase II. Bases 1259 to 5065 code for a protein of 1268 amino acids.